UAUAUAUACACUAUAUAACAGUAGUAGUGUUAAUUGAGUAAAUCCGACAAGAAAUCACAAAAUGUUACGUCCAGUGUGCCACUUUUAAGAGAUUUAUUCAGCCAAUUUGACCAACAUUUGCAUGCCAAUAUGGAGAGAGCGAAAACAUUUUUUGGGAACAGAGAUCAUGACGGUUACGUAGGGAAAGAAGAACAUUUAAAAGUGAUUGAUGCAGCUGGUGCGGAGGAUGAUGGCGAUUUCACGGAUAUGGUUGAAGGUUUAACAAUGAAUGAUGCCAUUCAUCCAUCGCCAGGGGGUGCAUUUUCUGCACUUACGCCUUCAAUGUGGCCUCAAGAUAUUUUAGCUAGAUUAACACAACCAGAGUCUGAAGAUCCAAACAAUCAGCCUGACUAUCGAUUCGAUGAAUUUGGCUUUAGAGUUGAGGAAGAAGAUGGACCAGAACCUAGCUCAAAUAAGCUGUUAAGCACACCGUUCUCCGAAGACGAACAACAGCGCCAGCAAUGGAUUGCACAUUUAGAAUUUUCGCAUAAUAAAGAAGCAAGUGAACUAUUAUGGGAUAAUGUGGCUGUUUCAUUGCCACGAACUAAAAAACUUCGAAAUUUAGUUCGAGCCGGUAUCCCGAAUUCAUUAAGGGAUCAAAUUUGGAUGAGAUUAUCGGGAGCAUUGCAGAAGAAAAUGAAUUCCGAAACUACCUAUCAUGAUAUAGUGAAAGCGUCCAGUAACGAUCAACUUAUGACAUCGAAACAGAUUGAAAAAGACCUACUGAGGAUAAUGCCGACAAAUCAAGGCGGAUUGGUCGGUAAUCCAGAAGCAACAGCCAAUCUACCAAAACAACAAUUGUCUCGGCGACAAGUGAAAAAGUCAAAGUCAAUGCUACAAACAUUACUUUUUGGAGGCGAUAGUUCGAACGACGAUGACGUUCGAAACAAAAACAUUCGUCAGACUGAAAUUUUAGUCGAUUUACGUGAAUCAAUUUUAAAAGUAUGCCGUCAUUUUCUAACAAUCGAACCGAAAUUAAGUGCGCAUAUAAAUCAAGUGGCCGAUUAUUCAACCGAUAGUCAUGCAAAAGAUCAUGAGAACUUCAUAAAUGUGUCACGAAAUCGAAAGCGAAGAGCGAAGGCUUUGCACGAUUUCGAACGGAACGAUGAUGAUGAAUUGGGAUUUCGUCGAAAUGACAUCAUUACCAUAGUUAGUCAAAAGGAUGAACACUGCUGGAUAGGCGAAUUGAAUGGUCUAAGAGGCUGGUUCCCAGCAAAAUUCGUAGAGUUGCUCGAUGAACGCAGCAAACUGUAUACGUCAGCUGGUGAUGAUGCGAUAAGCGAAACGGUCACUAAUCUGGUGCGUGGAACAUUGGCACCGGCUAUUAAAUCCGUAUUGGAACAUGGCAUGAAGCGUCCCUCAUUUUUGGGUGGUCCAUGUCAUCCUUGGCUUUUUAUAGAAGAAGCAGCCACAAGGGAAGUGGAAAAAGACUUUGAUUCAGUCUAUAGUCGUCUAGUUUUGUGCAAAACGUAUCGAUUAGAUGAAGACGGAAAGGUUUUGACGCCCGAAGAGCUCCUAUAUCGCUGUGUACAGUCGAUAAACCAAAGCCAUGAUGUUGCUCAUGCCCAAAUGGAUGUUAAACUACGUUCGUUAGUUUGUCUUGGUUUAAAUGAACAAGUGUUACAUUUGUGGUUUGAAGUGUUGUGCUCAAAUAUGGAAAUCGUCCAAAAAUGGUAUUAUCCAUGGAGUUUUGUUAAUUCACCGGGUUGGGUGCAAAUCAAAUGCGAACUCCGUUUAUUGGCUCAAUUUGCGUUCAAUUUAAAUCCAGACUGGGAAUUGCCACCGAAAAAAGGAAUUGAAAGUCAACCGUUGAAAGACGGUGUGCGUGAUAUGUUAGUCAAGCAUCAUUUAUUCUCAUGGGAUCUAUGAAAGAAACAUUUUCUUAUGAACUUUAUUCGAUACAAUUUUUAAUUCUUUCUAAUCUCUCCUAUCUUUUAUCAUACAAUGUCGAAUGCAGCUAUUUAUCAAAGUAUUAUAAGGUAAUAAUUUAUUACUAAUAGCAGCACGCAUUUUUUCGUUCAUAUAUUUCAGUCAUCAAUUGUAUAUUUAAGUUC
Molecule: messenger RNA, 2093 nt
Organism: Contarinia nasturtii (swede midge)
Lineage: Eukaryota; Metazoa; Arthropoda; Insecta; Diptera; Cecidomyiidae
Product: small G protein signaling modulator 3 homolog
Exons: 3
Coding region: 130-1908 (592 amino acids)
Molecular function (GO): protein binding
Source: RefSeq, a predicted model, not a curated record